AUGCCGGCCCCUCCCUCUCCGGCAGCGGCGGCACAGCUGGCGCCGCCGCACCGCAGCGGCAGCUGGCAGGGCAUACCCGUGCGGUACCAGAUCGAGGCGGUCAUCGGCCAGGGCGCCUACGGCACGGUUUGCGAGGCAUACGACCGCGAGCGCGAGGAGGCGAUAGCGGUGAAGCAGGUCCGCCGCCUGUUCGACAACCUGCCCUCCUGUAAGCGGACGCUCCGCGAGAUCGCCAUCCUCACCGCCCUUAACCACGAUUGCGUCAUGAAGGUCCACGAUAUCUUCGUGCCGCGGGACGAGGUGGACACUUUCUCGGAGCUCUACAUCGUCAUGGAGCUGUGCGACACGGACCUGCAGAAGCUCGUCGCCCUUGACAUGGUACUGACCACGGAGCACAUCGCGUGGCUCAUGUACAACCUGAUGCGCGGCCUGGCGUACCUGCACUCCGUGGGCGUCUGCCACCGCGACCUCAAGCCUGCGAACUGCCUGGUGAACCAGCACUGCACCGUGAAGAUCACCGACUUCAACCUGUCCUGCAUCAUGGGCUGCGACGGCGCCGAGAGCGGGCCCCCGCGGCCGCCCUCGCCCAUAGACUCCAGCCGCCCGGAGCGGCGCUCGAGCAAGCCGCAGAAGGUCCUCACGAGCCACGUCGUCACGAGGCACUACCGGGCUCCCGAGGUCAUCCUCCUGGAGCGCAGCUACACCACCAAGAUCGACAUCUGGAGCGCCGCCUGCAUCUUCGCGGAGCUGCUGCAGACCCUGCCGGAGGGCCCCCCCUGCGCCCGGCGCGGCCCGCUCUUCCCCGGCACCUGCUCCUACCCGCUCUCGCCGGGCCACGCCUCCCAGCGCACCGGCGCCCGCACGGGCCGCGACCAGCUGAGCCUGAUCUUCGACCUCCUGGGCACGCCGUCGCAGUGCGAGGUCGACAGGCUGGACCGGGCCGACGCGCGCAGGUACGUGCAGUGCUUCCAGGCGCGCGCGGGGCAGGGCGUGCGGGGCCGCGUGCCCUACGCGGGGGAGGCGGCGCUGCGGCUGCUAGGACGGCUGCUGGCCUUCUCCCCGGAGGACCGGGCCACGGCGCGGCAGGCCCUGAGGAGCGACUUCUUCGCCGGCGUGCGGCAGGAGGAGGAGGCCGCCGAGGAGGAGGAGGCGCUCGACGCCGCGGAGCCCGUCCGCCUGCACUUCGAGGAGGAGGGCUCGAACGUCCGCCUGGACGACGAGGACGGCCUGCGCGGCUGCAUCCUGGAGGUGAUGCGCGCGCUGCGGGCGAGCGCCGCCGGCGCCCCGCCCGCGCCGCCCGCCGCGGCCUGCGCCGCCCGCGGCGGAGCGCGCGAGGAGCCGCCGCGCCCCGCGAAGGGCGAGCCCGCAAGCCCCGCGGCGCCGCUGAUGGCCGCGGCGCACGAGGCGGGCGCCGCGGCCGCGGCGCAGGGCCCCCUCGCGUGA
This is a messenger RNA of Prorocentrum cordatum, 1443 nucleotides long. Lineage: Eukaryota; Dinophyceae; Prorocentrales; Prorocentraceae. The record is from the annotation of a GenBank genome assembly.